UGCACCGGGUUAACACCAGGCUCACCACACGAAGGGAGGGCUGCGGGGAUCAAGAUGCACUUUCAGAGCUUCACACCCAUCCUGCUACUGCAGCUGACUUUCUGCGCCGUGCUGCACGGUGCCAAAUGGACAUACAGUGGGCCAGAGGGAGAGCACCACUGGCCAAAGCAUUAUCCAUAUUGUGGUGGAGCUUUCCAGUCUCCAAUAAACAUCAAGACAGAGCUGCUGAGGUUCGACCCUACUUUACGCCCAAUUGAGGUGCAAAACUACAACCUGUCGCCCAGUGAGCAGCUCACUCUUGGAAAUAAUGGACAUUCUGUGCAAAUAUCGCUGCCCUCCAAGAUGUACAUCUCCAGCCUGCCUCAUCGUUACACUGCGGCUCAGCUCCACUUCCACUGGGGCUCCUCUGGCAGACCAGCAGGCUCUGAACACACGGUCAACAGUAAGCAGUAUGCAGCAGAGAUGCACGUAGUGCACUUCAAUUCAGACAAGUAUCCCAAUAUGUCCUCGGCCGUAGACAAAUCUGACGGCCUGGCUGUGCUGGGUGUCCUGAUCGAGAUUGGAGAGUUCAAUCCGGCGUUUGAGCAGUUUCUGAAGUUCAUCAAUGGUAUCAAAUACAGGGAUCAGAGAGUGCAGGUGCCCGGUUUCAACAUCAGAGCCCUGCUGCCCGCACGUUUGGAUGAGUAUUAUCGCUACGACGGGUCGCUGACGACUCCUCCGUGCUAUCCCAGCGUCCUGUGGACGGUGUUCAGGAAUCACGUCACAAUAUCUCGCAAACAGUUUCUGGCCCUGGCUACUGCCCUCUACUCCUCCCAUGCCCAGGACUCAGCCCCUGUGCCUCUGAACGGCAACUACAGAAAACCGCAGCUCGCUGACAGCCGAGUCGUGCUGGUAUCUUUUAAAGAGGGCAGAGGACUGCAAGGUAUUCCCACAGUCACGUCUCCACUCACGAGGAAGCGAAUCGUUCAGCAGCUGCUGGUUGGCGACCUAGCAGACCUGGCUGAUGAAGGGCUCUAUCAGCUGCUACCGAGCGGCUUAGAGAAGCCCCACGCUGGCAAGAAGAAAGACCUCAAGAAUCAGCAGAGUGCGACUCUGGCCAAAUCCAAACAACAAACACUGAAUCCAUCCCCGUCGAAGAAAAGCCAGACCAACCACAUUGUGGGAAAGUUAGGGCUGGCUGAAGACGCACUGUGCUACGUCUCGCUGGAGCAGAGGCUUUUCCAUCAACUCAAACAGUCUCACGCCGAGACCCAGCUGGUUCAGGCUCUCAGGGACGCAGUUUUCCCCGAGCUCAACGUCAAGAGCUACCUGGAGUGCAAGUCAGACCUAGCGCUCCCCGCCAUCAGGCAUAUCCUCCGCGGACGGCCGCCGACAGAUGAGGCGUUCGAGUUAGAUCGCUCUCUGUCGAAAGCCUUGAUGAAUCAGAGGAAGACUUCCACAGCAAUCAAACAAAGUGUGCCAGAUACAAAGUAUGGUGGUGUCGCCCCUGCUUCUGUUCCCAGGAAACCACACAGCCAGGGUUAUCCACAUCCUUGGCUUUUGCCAAUGGAGUGGGAAGACUAGAGAGAUUCCUGACAUAGUUGAGUCUCACAUUAUGUCACUUUAUGUAGCAAUCGUCAGCUGUGUGUCCCACAAUGAAAGACUAAUUUUCAAGCCAAGCCCUGCAUUCCUUUGACUAAUCUUUCUCAGAAAUGUAUUUAAUAUUAAAUUAUUCCUUCCAGUAUGUGCACAUAAUUAUAAUAUAGUUUCUACCAGUAGACUGUAGUAUGAGUUGAUUUACUGUAGUUAUUGUUUUUGCAACAUACGCCUAUGCAUAACCAGCCAGUGGCUGCACUUAGUACUGUAAACAGAUUCUCAAACAUUAAAUCGAGUUUAAUGUGUAGAUCUUUGUCAUAAAAAUACGCAAAAAUAAGAAACUUUUACUUUUUCCAAAGUGCUUUCGGCCUGUUUGCAUAUUUUUGCCUUUUCGUACAAUACUUCAGAAUAAACUGCUAUAAAGCACAUAUUUCAUGCUUGGAAAUCUAUACUGUACAUCAAACUACAUGUUUUUUUUAUAGUUGUGGUGUCCACAAAGUUCAGUUAUAUAGUAUGGAAUCUGUGGAGCUAUACUAGUAAUUACUGUCUGGCACUAUAUAGAGAUGCAUUUAAACCAAAAGAAUCUGCAAGAGCUUAAGCCCCUUACGUCACAUCCCUGUCUUCGGUCACAAUUUGUUCUUGCCAUUUAUAAUAAGUAAGAAGACACUGUACUGUACAUAGGGAACUAU
Messenger RNA from Chelmon rostratus (copperband butterflyfish), 2264 nucleotides. It is a transcript of the gene ca12, whose product is annotated as carbonic anhydrase XII. Bases 55 to 1563 code for a protein of 502 amino acids. NCBI's taxonomy places the organism in Eukaryota, Metazoa, Chordata, Actinopteri, Chaetodontiformes, Chaetodontidae. The record is from RefSeq and is a predicted model, not a curated record. The transcript is spliced from 9 exons. Gene Ontology annotation, molecular function: zinc ion binding; carbonate dehydratase activity. Gene Ontology annotation, cellular component: plasma membrane.